UGAUAUAACGACAACGUAAAUACAUACCUACUAAAUGUGAAGGUUCAGUAAAUAAACCGCGAAAUAAUUUUAACACGUGUUAUAAAUUAUAAAAUUUAUAAAUGAAAUGCUUAAUACUUAAAUUACAAAAGAAUAUUGCAACAUAACCAUGGAUCUUGUCAAAAAAACAUCAGAAAUGUCCUUAAAAAGUAACGGUGAAAGUAAAAUGCAGCAGAAACGUGAAGAUUAUAUUGACUGGACAGAAUAUUUUAUGGCCAUGGCAUUUUUGGCGGCAAAGCGUAGCAAGGAUCCACAUUUCCAAGUCGGCGCGUGUGUAGUGAAUAAAGAAAAUAAAAUUGUCGGAAUUGGAUACAAUGGAAUGCCUAUUGGCUGUAGUGAUGACAAAUUUCCUUGGGGAAAGAACACCCCAUCACCUUUAGACAGUAAAUCACUUUAUGUAUGCCAUGCAGAAAUGAAUGCUAUACUCAACAAAAAUUCAGCUGAUGUCAAGGACUGUACCAUAUAUGUAGGCCUCUUCCCUUGCAAUGAGUGUGCUAAAAUAAUCAUACAGUCCGGGAUCACUGAGGUUGUGUAUCUGGCACAUAAAAGCUGGGACAAACCUAAGUAUGCUGCAUCCAAGAUUAUGUUUGAUGCUGUCGGAGUUAAAUAUUGGCAAUACAAACCGAAAAAUGAUAAAAUAGAAAUCAGGUUUACCAUCAGCAAUGAUGGGCCAUCAUAACAAACUAAAUAAGAGUAGUAUAAUUAUACAAUUAGUAUAAAAAAUUUACAAUCAAUAUUCAACAACUUAAUAAUUAUGAAAUAUCAUAAUUUAAUAUAAUAGAUUUGACAUUUCUUUUAUUAAAAAUGAGAAAUAAAACAAAUAAUUUUGUAAAAUAAAAUUUUAUUACUUUAUGUACAAGACGACGGGGUACAAAAUACUCCAAUAAUUGGAAAACAACAAGACCGUAACACAAUAUUUUACGCGAAAUAAAGUCCCUGAGCAGAACAGGACGGUGUUUAAGAAUAAAGAAUAAAAAAAGGAAAAUUAAAUUAGGAUACAAUGCAUACCGAGUUAUUUACGUCGCCGUUCUGACGCCAGGAAGACAAAUGUUCAGUCUAAAACACGAAAAGCUUUGUCAUAACUUAAGAAAUUUUUGAGUAGGAGUACCUUUCCACGGAUUAAAUUUCCACAACAACAACAAAAAAUAGCUCAGAGCUAUGUAAUUUAUUUAUUUGCAUAUAAAUAUUUUGAAUAGGCACCCUUAUAACAAAUGAUUGCGUUAAGUUUAUUUGUUGUAAUCUUUGACAUUGAUAAUCGUGUAUUAGACACCAAGUUGUCACCCAUAUUGACUGACUAUGUGUACUUUUGUAUAAAUUGUUUAAAAAAAAAACCACUUAAUUUCUUUAAAGUUUGUGUUAACAAUUUUGAUGACAUUGUAUUAUUAUAUCAAAGUUUAUUGUCCAAAUAUUAUACGAGCUUCGAUAUAAUGUUGCAAUCAACAAUUUUUUUUGUGAUUAGAGGUAUUGUCAUGUAAAAAUUUGUUAUCCGAAUUUCAUAAGAGUUAUGUAAUGACAUUUCACUUAUCUUAAUCUUUCUAUGAAAGCUAUUAAAGAAGAGAUAUUUAUUGUACAAAUAUUUUUGUUCUCAUUGACCUCCAAUCACAGAAUUAGUAUGUAAAUAAAAUUGGAAUUUAAAAGAAAAAUACUGACAAAAGACAUGUCUUCCAUUUUUCAUGAUUAUAAAAGUGUUAAAUUGAGUCCGUCCAAUUUCCAUAAUAUUAUGUCCUUACAGCAGUCAAUAAACGAGUCGACAAAUGUAUAGAGCUAACUGUAUAUUACAGUAAAAACUUAAAAGUAAUCAUUUAUUUACAAAGCGAACCUCGAUUCAGUUAUAAUUAUUGCGUGAGGUUUAAAAACUUACUUUCCACACAUUAUAUUUAUACAUUAAAACUCAGCGAUUUAAAUACAAUUAUCUUAUUUAUAAGUUGAAUAUUAUUGAACACUUGAGGCCACACAGCUUGAAGAAACAAAUUUGAAGAAACGUCAACGAAUGUUUAUUAAUAACUAAACCAAAUAAAAAACAGUCAAAUUGAGAAUAUCCUGUUUUGGAAACGUCGGUUAAAAACAACUGCAAAGUUACGUGAAAGCCACUAAUGAGGCGAUAUAACACCCACAGAUUGUCUAUCAGGAAGAAGGGCAGGAAGCGAAAAUCUUAUAAACUAAAUACAAGGAACAUUUCAAUUGCAACAUAUUGUAAAUUCUAAUGAUGAAAUGAGAAACGUCGAAAAUUGCUUGUAAUAGAUCACCUACCCGCAGCCGAUCAGUAGUCCCCAUUGCAUAAUAAGCCGCAGAUUAAAAACGCCCUCUAUCGCUGAAAACUAA
Zerene cesonia (dogface butterfly) is the source of this 2361-nucleotide messenger RNA. Its product is annotated as deoxycytidylate deaminase. The record is from RefSeq and is a predicted model, not a curated record. Gene Ontology annotation, cellular component: cytoplasm. Lineage: Eukaryota; Metazoa; Arthropoda; Insecta; Lepidoptera; Pieridae. The transcript has 5 exons. The coding region runs from base 149 to 718 and encodes 189 amino acids. Gene Ontology annotation, molecular function: zinc ion binding; dCMP deaminase activity. Gene Ontology annotation, biological process: dUMP biosynthetic process; dTMP biosynthetic process.